AUGCGCUUUUCGCUACUCCAGAUUGGCGCCGCCUUUGGGCUGGCUGCCUCGGUCAGUGCCUCAUCGCCUGGCCGUGAUCUUUUCGAACGCGCCGAGCAGUUGAGAGCAAAGGCUCCCAUCAUCGAGAAGAGAGAGAUUGGCAAGCCUUUUGAGCACCCGAGACUCCAAAAGAGAGCUUCGCCAUACCUUAACAACGUGACUGAGACCAUCCCCGAUGUCAAGUUCGACGUCGGCGAGUCGUACGCUGGUCUCCUGCCCAUCAGUGGUGCCGCUAACGAGACUCGCGAGCUCUUCUUCUGGUUCUUCCCUUCGACCAAUCCCAACGCCACUGAAGAGAUCGCUAUCUGGUUCAACGGUGGCCCUGGCUGCAGUUCGCUCAGUGGUCUCUUGACGGAGAACGGUCCAUUCACCUGGGAGGCUGGAACUCUUGAGCCCGUCCAGAACCCCUACACCUGGGUCAACCUCACCAACAUGCUUUGGGUUGAACAGCCCGUCGGUGUCGGUUUCUCACAAGGCGUGCCCAAUAUCACCAACGAGGUCGAGCUCGGUCUUGAGUUCAUCGGCUUCUACAAGCAGUUCGUCGACACCUUCAGCCUUCAGAACUGGAAGGUCUACCUGACUGGUGAGUCUUACGCUGGCUUCUACGUGCCUUACAUUGCCGACGCCUUCAUCAACGCUGCCGACACUGUCUACUACAACCUCAAGGGUAUUGCUAUCAAUGACCCUAUCAUUGGUGACUCGACCACCCAGCAGCAGGCUGUCAUUGUCCCUUUCGUCGACUACUGGGAGAAUCUCAUUUACCUCAACGAGACCUUCUUGCAGCAGAUUCACGACCGUGCCGACCAGUGCAACUACACAUCGUAUCUGGCAAAGUACCUCACCUUCCCUCCUCCUCAAGAAAAGUUCCCAACCCUCCCUGACCCUUACUCCUCUGAUACCUAUGCAUGCGAUAUGUUCGACACCGUCUACGAGGCCAUCCUUCUGGUCAACCCCUGCUUCAACAUCUACCACAUUAGCGAGACUUGCCCUCACCCUUGGUCGGUUCUUGGAGGUGUCAAUGUGGGUGAUUACAUUCCUUCAGGAGAGGUCGUCUACUUCAAUCGCACCGAUGUUCAGAAGGCUAUCAACGCUCCUGUCGGCACCAAUUGGCAGCAGUGCACCAAGAUCAACGUCUUCGGUGGUGCCACAAACAACCAAUCGUUGAGCGAUACCAGCAAGGGCCCUGCUCUCGACGGCACUCUCCAGCGUGUCAUUGAAUACACCAACAACACCAUCAUCGGCUCCGGUAACCUUGACAUGCUCCUCUCCACCAACGGUACACUGCUUGCCAUCCAAGGUAUGUCGUGGAACGGAAAGCAAGGUCUUCAGGAAUACCCCGGCACGGAAUUCGACGUCCCUUACCACCCUGAGUACAACGGCGGUGCUCUCUCCGGAGCCGGCAAGGUUGGAUACUGGGGCUCCGAGAGAGGUCUAACCUUCUACCAAGUCCAGCUCGCAGGUCACGAGCUUCCUGGCUACGCCCCUGGCGCUGCUUACCGCUCCAUCGAGCUGCUUCUUGGACGCAUCGACUCUUUUGCCUACGACAGCGACUUUACCACUCAGACUGGCAACUUCACCGGCAAUGGUACCAUCUAUGGCCAGCAGAAGAUCUACUAG
Molecule: messenger RNA, 1656 nt
Organism: Aureobasidium vineae
Lineage: Eukaryota; Fungi; Ascomycota; Dothideomycetes; Dothideales; Saccotheciaceae
Source: the annotation of a GenBank genome assembly